This is a messenger RNA of Parascedosporium putredinis, 2160 nucleotides long. The record is from the annotation of a GenBank genome assembly. NCBI's taxonomy places the organism in Eukaryota, Fungi, Ascomycota, Sordariomycetes, Microascales, Microascaceae.
AUGUCUCUGGCCUUGGAGAACUCUAACUCGGUCCCUCACUCGACGCUCCCCACGGCUCCUCUGCUUGCUGUUGCUCUCGACGUCCCUACCGACCCUGGGUGCUCAUCAUUGACUUCGUCUUGCGCGUCAUCUGCCAUUGAAUCAACAAGCUCGACGCCUCCGACCUCGAUCUCCGACAUCUGCAGCCAGUCCUCGGAUGCUCCCAAGCUUGAAAACAUCAAUGUAGCCAUUGAUACCCCACCCCCAGAAGUGCAUCCCUCUGACGCUCCCGAGGAUGCGAUCCCCCAAUCCACACCCGCUUUUUCCUCGCGUCCCCGACGCGCUCGCGCUGUGGCAACAUACAACCUGAACGAACUGAGUGGCACGUCUGUUCACGGAAAACGUCGCGCUAAUGGCGACGUCGUUGCUGACAAGAGAAGGAGGACCAUCUCGGCUGACACUUUGAUCGGUGGUCAGAAGAGGGAGCUCAAAGACCACUUGGUCGCAGAAAAGGAUGCCAAAGGCUUGUUGCGCGCGGGGAUCGACGCGUUGGACCUCCAAUGCGCCUUGAGCAAGCCAGCUCAAGCGACAGUAGAGUCAGCGUUGUCCCGUGAAUUGAAGCGCCUUCAAGACACGAAAGAAUUUUCCCACAUUGACGAGCAACCUGUGGUGCACUCAGUCUGGAGCAAUGGAAAGCUAGUGAACCUGAAAAAGUCCCGAAGGGAUUCUGCGAAGCAGAAGGCUAGAUCCAGUGACGCCGCUUCAACCGCUGCUGAGGAAGCUCCUGAGCCUAUACGAGAAAUUGCGCCGCCUGUCAAGAAACGGAGAGCAAAGAAAUAUCUGGUGCAUGGCCUUUAUGCGGGCCAGCACACGCCUGGUGACUAUGCCGUUGGUCUCACUACCGCCGAGAAGAAGCGCAUGGCGCAGAUCUUCGAAUUGCAGUCCCUGCCUAAGCCCAACAAAAUCUUGCCCUUACCUGUUUACAACGGACUGCGACUCCUCAUCAAGGGCCGGGACUUCAAACUACCCUUCGAUGUCUGCAAUCCUCUUCCGCCGGGAAAGGAGCACUGCACCAACCGUGCCUUCACUCAUCUCGCAGAACGCCGCGCAGCUGGUGGUAAAUACAGAAUUGGCGUCGAAGUCAUCAAGACUUCCGAUCGAGGGUAUGGUUGCUACUACUUGAUGUCGUUCGACCAGAAUAUGAUUAUCGACGCAACGACCGGAUCUAUCGCUCGAUUCGUCAACCAUUCCUGCAAUCCGAACUGCCGGAUGAUUAAGUGGAUUGUUGGUGGCAACCCUAGAAUGGCCCUCUUUGCUGGCGACCGCCCCAUCAUGACGGGAGAAGAGCUCACCUAUGACUACAAGUUUGAUCCCUUUUCAGCGAAAAAUGUACAAUCUUGUCUGUGCGGCGAACACAAUUGCCGUGGCGUUCUUGGCCCUAAACCCAAAGAGAAGGCUAAGGAGGCAAAACCAGACGCAAAGGACAAGGGCGCGGCAAAGAUGCUCAAGGAUUCAGUCAAUGCAGGAAAACGGAAGCUCAAGGAGAUUAUCGGAGAUGGCGCAGGCGGUGUCAGCGUGAAAAAGCGCAAGUUGAGCAACGGUACAGGCCUCAAGCGAUCUCUAUCAACCGCAGGAUUGAAAGCAGCCAAAGGUGCGGCGACUGUCGUCAAACGUAGCAUGUCCGCGGUGUCUCUUAAGGCGAAGAGCAGUUUGACCAACCUCAACAGCAAGGCGAAAUCCCCAGCCUUCAAAUCACUGAGCAAAGCCCCGCCCGUAACCGCAAAGACACCUCAGCACAGGGCACAAGCGUCAGGAAAGGGCACAGGAACACCUCUCAGCGCGAGCAAGAAGCGCAAUACCCUUGUCAAGCAACCUCCUCGAAAGAGUAUCACCGCGGACAUAUUGAAAAAGACCCACUCUGGGAGGGUAGUGAAGGCUUACGUCAAAGGACAACAAUCAGUUUCGCCAUCUCAGAAGCUGACGAAGUCGGGCGUGUCCCAGAAGUCAGACUCGACGAUUGUAGCAGCCACGUCCCAAGGCUACGCUUCACCAGGGUUCCGAAGCACUCCUAUGUCAAAGAGUGGCCGAGUUCGGAAAUUGACUGAGAAGGCAUCCUCUCCACGCGUGGCCAUGGAGUUGUCAAGGGCGGCCAAGGUCCGUCUUGUACAACCUGAUGAAUAA